AUGAGCUCCAUGAUAAACAUCAUCAAACAAAACAGCUCUUUUGUGCGUCCUCAAUAUUUCUUCAUCAAUGGCUUCCAUGAUAUUCCUCAUGCCAAAUUGUACUAUAUGUUCUUGUGCUUUGUCUAUGUAGUUGCUGUUUGUGGGAACUCCAUUGUAAUGUUCAUAAUAUUCACUCAACGCCAUCUUCACAUCCCAAAGUAUAUAGGCAUUUUAAACUUAGCAGUAGCUGACUUCGGUGAGAGCAGUGCACUAAUUCCUAACCUGAUUAAGACAUUUCUUUUUGAUUCACAAUACAUCACCUAUGAAGCAUGUCUGGCCAAUAUGUUUUUUGUGUUCUUCUUUAUUGCUUUACAGUCUAUGACCCUUGUUGUUCUGGCAUGUGAUAGGUUUGUUGCCAUAUGUUUGCCUCUGAGAUACCACACUCUGCUCACUAACACUAGCAUGUCUGUCAUGAUUACAGGGAUGUGGCUUGUCAAUGUGGUCAUUGUUGGUACAACCACGGUGCUGAUCACUAGACUGUCUUACUGUAAAACCAUAGUUAUUGACAGUUAUUUCUGUGAUCAUGGGCCUUUGUACAGAAUGGCCUGCAACGACAAUUCAGCCAAUUCCAUCAUGGCAAAAGUGAAUACAGUACUAGUCCUUCAUGUACCAUUCGUUUUCAUAGUCCUGUCUUAUGUGUGUAUUUUACUUGCCCUGUUUAGAAUUACUAGCUGGGAGGGCCGUGUGAAGGCUCUGAAGACUUGUAUAUCACACCUUCUCAUAGUGGCACUUUUCUUUCUUCCAUUUAUAUCCACCUACAUUGCUGCAGUGACCUUCUCUCUUCACCCCAAUGCCAGGAUUAUCUGUUUGUCUCUUGCUUCAGCUAUCCCUCCCAUGCUCAAUCCAGUCAUUUAUGUUUUGAAUACUGAGGAAAUCAGAGGGUUUUUGAAGAAAAAGGUCAAACAAAACACCUCUAGCAUAAUACCAGUAAAUUGA
Messenger RNA from Salvelinus fontinalis (brook trout), 975 nucleotides. Its product is annotated as olfactory receptor 1M1-like. The record is from RefSeq and is a predicted model, not a curated record. The transcript has a single exon. Bases 1 to 975 code for a protein of 324 amino acids. Lineage: Eukaryota; Metazoa; Chordata; Actinopteri; Salmoniformes; Salmonidae. Gene Ontology annotation, cellular component: membrane. Gene Ontology annotation, biological process: G protein-coupled receptor signaling pathway. Gene Ontology annotation, molecular function: G protein-coupled receptor activity; olfactory receptor activity.